This is a messenger RNA of Microdochium trichocladiopsis, 904 nucleotides long. RefSeq names its product ubiquitin-conjugating enzyme E2-16 kDa. Gene Ontology annotation, molecular function: ubiquitin conjugating enzyme activity. Gene Ontology annotation, cellular component: nucleus. The coding region runs from base 302 to 745 and encodes 147 amino acids. The transcript has 5 exons. Gene Ontology annotation, biological process: protein polyubiquitination; ubiquitin-dependent protein catabolic process. The record is from RefSeq and is a predicted model, not a curated record. Lineage: Eukaryota; Fungi; Ascomycota; Sordariomycetes; Xylariales; Microdochiaceae.
CGCCUGCCUUGCCCUCACCCUCACCCCGUGUCUCGGUCGUCCUGCUGGCCAUCUGAGGCCGCUUACCCCUCUCUGCUGCCGCUUCCGCCGCCUCCAGCAUUUGUCCUGCCUCGUACAGCCUUACCACUCACGUUUGCAAACACACCUAUUUGCCUCUUUGUUUCCCGACCCCUCUCCAUCCCCUUCGACCGCAUUCCAUACUGACCAUCAUUAAAUAGCCUGCUCCUGCCAGCAGUCGUCGCCUUGCAGCCUCACCUGCAAGUCCGAAUCACAACCGAACACAUCACCACACCCAUCCACAAUGGCCUUGAAGCGCAUCAACAAGGAGCUCGCGGACCUCGGCCGUGAUCCUCCAUCUUCGUGCUCUGCUGGCCCUGUCGGCGAGGACCUGUUCCACUGGCAAGCGACCAUCAUGGGUCCUGCCGACUCUCCAUACCAAGGCGGUGUUUUCUUCCUGGCCAUCCACUUCCCUACAGACUACCCUUUCAAGCCCCCGAAGGUCAACUUCACCACCAGAAUCUACCAUCCCAAUAUCAACUCCAACGGUAGCAUCUGCUUGGACAUCCUGAGGGACCAGUGGAGUCCCGCUCUCACCAUCUCUAAAGUCCUGCUUUCCAUCUGCUCCAUGCUGACGGACCCCAACCCCGAUGACCCGCUCGUUCCCGAGAUCGCACAUGUCUACAAGCAGGACCGUGCCAAGUACAACGCGACUGCGGUGGAGUGGACUCGCAAGUACGCCAUUUAAGCUAGACAAUCGACUCAAUACGUGGUCUUCCUAAUCUCUGGGCGGCCGGCUUCGACGACCUCACCAGAUCGACCGAAUCCGCCCGUCUCAUGCCAUCAAUACACGUGCAUGGGCGACCCUUGCAAUGGAAAGUGAACGCUUCCGUCCAUCCGCCUUCUU